CAGACUACAAAGAGGGUGGAAGAGGAACAACUGACAGGCUCAAGAGCAAGGAACAGUGGGCAGUCGGAGGAGAGGUGGCCAGAGGACUAAGAAGCCAACAGAAAUUCCAGAGAGGACGAAAAGAAGGAGGAGUCUUGGUGCCUGUUCUCUGCUGAGCCAAAAUGGGAGACUGGAGUUUCCUGGGAGAGUUCCUGGAGGAAGUACACAAGCACUCUACCGUGAUCGGCAAGGUCUGGCUUACCGUCCUCUUCAUCUUCCGCAUGCUGGUGCUGGGUGCAGCUGCCGAGUCUUCCUGGGGCGAUGAGCAGGCUGACUUCCAGUGUGACACGAUUCAGCCAGGCUGCGAGAACGUCUGUUAUGACCAAGCCUUCCCCAUCUCCCACAUUCGCUAUUGGGUGCUGCAGAUCAUCUUCGUCUCCACGCCAUCGCUGGUGUACAUGGGCCACGCUGUGCACCAUGUGCGGAUGGAAGAGAAGCGGAGAUUACGGGAAGCUAACAGGGCCAAAGAAGUCCAGGGCGCUCGCUCUUACGGAUACCCAGUGGGCGAGAAGACAGAGCUGUCCUGCUGGGAGGAAGUGAAUGGUAAGAUUGUCCUCCAGGGCACUCUGCUCAACACAUAUGUCUGCAGCAUCCUGAUCCGCACCACCAUGGAAGUUACUUUCAUUGUGGGCCAGUACCUCCUCUACGGGAUCUUCCUGGACACCCUGCAUGUCUGCCGCAGAAGUCCCUGCCCCCACCCUGUCAACUGUUAUGUAUCUCGGCCCACGGAGAAAAAUGUCUUCAUUGUUUUUAUGAUGGCUGUAGCCGGACUGUCCCUCUUCCUCAGUCUGGCUGAACUUUACCACCUGGGGUGGAAGAAGAUCAGACAGCAAUUUGCCAAGUCAAGGCAGGGCAUGGCUGAGUGCCAGCUUCCUGGCCCCUCUGCUGGUGUAGUCCAGAGCUGUACACCUCCCCCUGACUUCAGUCAAUGCCUGGACAAUGGUCCUGGGGAGAAAUUUUUCAAUCCUUUCAGUAACAAGAUGGCCUCCCAGCAAAACACAGAUAACCUAGCCACUGAGCAGGUACAAGGCCAGGAGCAGAUUUCUGGAGAAGGUUUCAUUCACAUCCACUAUGCCCAGAAGCCUGAGGCAACCCAUGGACUCUCCCCAGGUCACCACCUCCCCAAAGGCUACCAGAGAGACAAGCGCCGACUCAGCAAGGCCAGCAGCAAGGCCAGCAGCAAGGCCAGGUCAGAUGACCUAUCAGUGUGACCCUCCAGUGUGAGGGAACCAGGACCAGGUGGGAACAAAGAAAGCUCAGAAAGGGAAACUGUGUCCCUUCUGACCCCACCUCUUUCAUCCUCAUCACUGCUCUGCUCCUUUUGGGUCCUGGGUUUCAAAGGCAUUGCUCAUUUUUUACACAAUGUAUAACUAGGGUUCUGUGAGUCAGAAACAUAUGUACCCACUCAAGCUGCUGUCUCUUCCACAUCCUCUACCAGUGCUUAGUGAAGACUUUCAGAUUAUUCAUUGAGCAGGGUAGAGUAAGGGAGGGAACUAUGGCAAAAGCUGGCCUGGGAAGGAUAAGAUAAUUCUCUCUCUGCUAGCCACAUACCAGAUGGGUUCUCUGAGUCUAUGGUUUCCUUGAUCUGAUUACCUCCCUCCUGCAAGGAAGACUCCAAAGUUCCUAGCCAAUAAAGAGCAUGAAUCAAAGGAUUUGCAUUAGAUGUGCUCUUGAAUCUGUUGUCUCCAUG
Molecule: messenger RNA, 1729 nt
Organism: Pteronotus mesoamericanus
Lineage: Eukaryota; Metazoa; Chordata; Mammalia; Chiroptera; Mormoopidae
Gene: GJA5
Product: gap junction protein alpha 5
Exons: 2
Coding region: 162-1250 (362 amino acids)
Biological process (GO): atrial cardiac muscle cell to AV node cell communication by electrical coupling; cell-cell signaling; heart development
Cellular component (GO): connexin complex
Molecular function (GO): gap junction channel activity involved in atrial cardiac muscle cell-AV node cell electrical coupling
Source: RefSeq, a predicted model, not a curated record